AACAUUCUGAAGUGCACGAUCGUCUCCAACUUCAAGUUCAGCUUCAAGACCAAGCUACCUACUAGCUAGUGCUCUCGAACAUGGCGCUCAGGGACGCUCAAAGACUUCACAAGCUGGUCUAGACUGACAGUCUUCCUGCCAGGAAGUCAUCUGAGCCUUUCAGUUGAUGGAUUAGAUGUCACCGCUCCCCCCGCACCUCCUGUAGCUACUCUGUCUUAAAGAAGAAGCUGACACAAGAAUGGUCGUGGGAGAUCCUUCAUCCAGCAAGAUUGAGAGAUUUUAGGCUCGCUGAUGCCAGCAUCAAGGUUUUGAACACCUUGGCCCUCCUGCCCCGAUAAUCUCCUUGUAGCAGGAUUACGAGAAACGGUUGCUAAUGGCGUCCAAUCCAGGUCAAAUGGGGACCCCUGCCUUCGGCAACCCCGGCUCUGUUUCUCACAAUCAGCUGACACCAGACGCCUCAGGCCGCGUGUCCCCCAUCCCAUUCCCCGGUUUCACCUCAGGAUCCACCCCCGGGCAUCCCAGCACCCCCGUUCUAGGAGGCAUAGCGCCUGGGUUAGCGCCCGGGUUAGUGACACCCCCCUUUUCCACUGUCACGCCGUCCACUGAUCGCUUGCCGGGGCUCUCGGCAUCCGCUAACCUGCGUGGAUUAACCCCAAACCAGCGCACCCCCACCCCAGGCCUCCCCCCCCGCCCCACCCCGCCCUCCGGCCUCCCCAUCCGGCCCCCUGCAACUGCAAGCCCUCUCGGCACUCCGGCGCUCCGACCGGGGGUAGUGGGAGGCACUCCGAGCAGAUUCUCUACCCCACAAACCGGACCAGCGACUGGAAAGAAGCGGGGGCGGCCCGGGUUAGGAAGCGGGAUCACCGUGGUUAAGACAGCAGAAGCGCUGCCGGCAGCCAAGCGGAAGAAGAAGAAGGCGGCCGAGAAGCAGAUCCCGGAGCGGAUCGCGGCGUUCGUUCCGGAGAGCCGGCUGUACUCGCAGCUGUUGGAACUAGAGAAGCGGGUCGACGCGACGAUCGCGCGGAAGAAGCUGGACAUCCAGGAGGCGCUGAAGAUCCCGCAGCGGACGGCGCGGACGCUGCGCGUGUACGUGUUCAACACAAGCGCGGACCAGCCGGCGGGGGGGCGAAAGAAAGCCGCGGCGAAGAUGGACCCUCCUUCAUGGACCCUUCACCUCACAGGCCGCCUCCUCGCACCCCCGCAAACCCCUCCAAACCCACAAACCCCCUCAUUACUCCCACGCACCGAAGACCCCAAAUUCUCAUCCUUCUUCAAAAAGAUCACCAUCGAGCUCGACAAAGAGCUCUACCCGGAAGAGCACACGAUCGUGUGGGAGGGCGCGCGGGCGGCCGGAGACACUGACGCGUUCGAGGUGAAGCGGCGAGGGGCGCAGGAGUUUGUGGCUAAGAUCACGCUCGAGAUGAACUACGUACCGGAACGGUACAAACUUGCGGAGGGGCUCGCGAACCUGGUGGGGAUCGAAGUGGAUACGCGGCCACGCAUCAUUGCUGCGCUCUGGCAGUACAUCAAGGAGAAGAAGCUGCAGGACGGAUCGGACCCGACGUGCAUCAACGCCGAUGCGCCCCUGCGCGCGCUCUUCGGGCCCGAAGAGAAGCUCAAGUUCGCGGGGCUCGCGCAGAAGCUGACGCCGCACCUCGCGCCCGCGCCGCCGAUCGUGAUCGAGCACCGGGUCAAGCUGGGGGGGCAGAAGCGGACCGCUGACGUGUGCUAUGACAUCACGGUCGACGCCCCGGUGGCCCUCCAGCGCGAGAUGGCCGCGUUCCUCUCGAGCCUCGAGAAGCACCGCGACAUCGAUGCGCAAGACUCCGCGAUCGCGGCCGCGAUUCGGAAGAUCAACGAGCACCGUCGGCGGCGCGCGUUCUACCUCGGCUUCAGCCACUCGCCCGUCGAUUUCAUCAACGGCGUGAUCGCGUCGCAGACGCGGGAUCUGAAGCUCGCGAACGGGGAGACGGGGCGGAGCCUGGAGCGGGAGCGGCGGUCCGACUUCUACACACAGGCCUGGGUGGAGGAUGCGGUUGUGCGAUACCUCAACCGGCGGUUAGCCACUGGGGCGGACAGUCAAGGGGGAACUUAAUGCAGGCCUUCAGCUCUCGUACAUGGUUAUUCGACAAACCCUGAUUGGGGUACUGCAACUUUGGAGUUUGAGCGAAACAUUGAUUUGGUUUUCCGUCCGAUUCUUGUCAGGCUGAUGAUAUCUGAUUUCUCGUGUUUUCACGCCAUGUUUAAACCGGUGUUCGCAUGCAACGGAUUCGAUGGUAGCAAGAGUUAAAGCAUGUGCAAGACAUGUGCUUGUGGACGGACUAUGUAUAGCUAGCGCUUUAGUGUCCUCAUAGUUGAAGCGGC
Klebsormidium nitens is the source of this 2364-nucleotide messenger RNA. The record is from the annotation of a GenBank genome assembly. Lineage: Eukaryota; Viridiplantae; Streptophyta; Klebsormidiophyceae; Klebsormidiales; Klebsormidiaceae.